UUGCUAUACGUACAGUAAACGGUUAUGGCGCAAACUAGCAGCUGCAGGAAGAAACCUAAUAUACUUAUCACCGGAAUUCCGGGCACAGGGAAGACAACUACGGCGGAUGCCCUGGCGGAGGUGACGGAGCUCCGCCACAUCAACGUCGGCGAAUUUGCUAAUGAGAAAAACUUGAUCAACGGCUGGGAUGACACUUUCGAUUGCUACUAUAUCAACCAAGACCUUGUAUGUGAUGAGCUUGAAAACUUGAUAGAAGAAGGCGGAAACAUAGUUGAUCAUCAGAGCUGUGACUUCUUUCCUGAACGUUGGUUUGAUUGUGUGGUGGUGCUUCAAACUGACAAUUCAGUCUUGUAUGAUCGGUUCACUAAGAGAGGUUACACUGAUCAAAAGCUUGCUAAUAAUACUGAACGUGCAACCUUUCAAGUUUUGCUGGAGGAGGCAAAAGAGAACUAUCCAGAGGAUAUUGUGGUCAUACUAAGAAGCGAUUCUCUGGAAGAUAUUACCAAAAAUGUGGAGACGCUGACCAGUUGGAUUAGUAAUUGGAGCCCUGUAUUAUGAAUUAUGAUUAAGUAUCAGCAGAGCAUAUUAAGGCUACUCACGGGCAGGGGCAGGCCCUGUGCAAGAGGGUUCGUCGAAGAAUUACAUUGUGUAGAUAAGGUCAAAAUUAUUUUAUGUAUAUAUGAUGUUACAUCGCCCUGCUUCUUUGUGUGUCUACUUCCUUAUAUUUUGGAUCCUUUUAGUGAAAAUUCUGGCUCAACCAUUGCUCACAUGGAAGUUAUGUUCUACGGUUUGACUAUUAAGUUUUGGUUUCUUCUUCUCUUUAA
Messenger RNA from Lycium ferocissimum, 824 nucleotides. RefSeq names its product adenylate kinase isoenzyme 6 homolog. Gene Ontology annotation, cellular component: cytoplasm; nucleus. Gene Ontology annotation, molecular function: ATP binding; AMP kinase activity; ATP hydrolysis activity. NCBI's taxonomy places the organism in Eukaryota, Viridiplantae, Streptophyta, Magnoliopsida, Solanales, Solanaceae. The record is from RefSeq and is a predicted model, not a curated record. The coding region runs from base 25 to 558 and encodes 177 amino acids. The transcript is spliced from 3 exons.